UUGGACCAUGCUGCUUCUGCCUCUGUUGCUCUCCUGUCUUUCUGGGCUGGCCUCUCCUGUGGAGGUGAAGAGGCCCAGAGGCGUCUCCCUAACAAAUCACCACUUCUAUGACGAAUCGAAGCCCUUCACUUGCCUGGAUGGCUCUGCGACGAUAGCCUUCGACAGGGUCAAUGACGACUACUGUGACUGCACAGAUGGCUCCGAUGAGCCCGGGACUGCCGCAUGCCCCAGCGGUCGCUUCCACUGCUCAAAUGCCGGCUACCGCCCUCAAUACAUUCCCUCUUCCCGUGUCAACGAUGGGAUUUGCGAUUGCUGUGAUACAACAGAUGAAUACAACAGUGGUGUGGUCUGUGAGAACACCUGCAAGGAGAUGGGCCGGAAGGAGCGGGAGGCGCUAAAGCAGAUGGCCGAAGUGGCCAGAGAAGGCUUUGAACUCAAGCAGACCCUCAUGGCCGAAGCCAGCAAGAGGAAGGAGGAGAAACAGCGAGAGCUGUCUGAGCUGCAGGACGGGAAGAAGUCUGUGGAGGAGAAAGUGGAGGCUCUGAGAACGCUGAAGGAGGCGGCCGAGAAGCCUGAGAAGGAAGCCAAGGAUGCCCAUAUGAAGGCCUGGGAGGCCCAGAAAAUGGCUGAACAAGCCGUGAAGGACCAGGCCAGAGCGGAAGAGGCCUUCCAGGAGCUCGACGGUGAUGCAGAUGGCCUUGUGUCGGUCGCCGAGCUUCAGGCACGGGCAGAACUAGACGUGGACGGCGACGGGAUCCUGACAGAACCUGAGGCCCAGGGCUUGCUGGGCGACUCCUCGCAGGUGGACCUGGCCCAGUUCCAGAGCACCGUCUGGGCAGCCAUCAAGGAGAAGUACAAAGGAGAGAGUUUGGCUGACGCCCAGCCUCUGCCAAAGACCCCCAUGGAAGAGGACCCGGUCCCCCAGCCUGACCCUCACCUGGACCAGCUGUCCGCGGAAGAUGACUAUGAUGACGAAGACGAGGGAGAGGGAGAGGAGGAAGCGGAUGAAGACGGCAUGGAUGAGGAGGCAAAGGUUCCUCCAACGGCGCCAUCAUCCGAUGACAAGGCGGUGGAGGAUGAGUCGGAGAAGAUGCCCCCUUUUGACGAUGCCACGCAAGCUCUCAUUGACGCUGCCCAGAAGGCCCGGGAGCAGUUUGAAGAGGCAGAGAAAUCCCUGAAGGAGACGGAGGAAUCGAUCAGGAGCCUGGAGAAAGAGAUCUCCUUUGACUUUGGGCCCCACGGGGAGUUUUCCUACCUCUACAACCAGUGCUACGAGCUCACCACGAAUGAGUACAUUUAUCGCCUCUGUCCCUUCAGCAGAGUGUCCCAGAAGCCCAAGCACGGCGGCUCAGAGACCAGUUUGGGGACGUGGGGGUCUUGGGCUGGGCCAGAGGACGACAAAUUCAGCGUCAUGAAGUACGAGCACGGGACAGGCUGCUGGCAGGGCCCCAACCGCUCCACUACGGUGAAACUCUCCUGUGGCAAGGAGACGUUGGUCACGACCACCACCGAGCCCAGCCGUUGCGAAUACCUGAUGGAGUUCGUCACCCCAGCCGCCUGCCACGAGCCCAAGGAGGUCAUCCACGACGAAUUCUGAGGCGGAUCGACGCAGGAGCCGCCGUUGACUCAGAGGCCGAGCUCUCGUCCACCUCCUUGCCGGGAGCGUCAGAGGGCCACCGGCGCCCUCACUGUCCCAGGGUCCCCCCCUCCACGGGGAUCCCGCAGUCUCCUCUCCGUGGUCAGCAACACUCUCUCUCUCCAAACGGACCCACGGCCGUCUUUUGUCCUGUCAGGUCCUGGGACUUGUGUUUGUUUUACCUCGCCCCCCUCCCCCGUGCCACCAGAGCUCCUGGGCACAGCUGGCCCGGAUCCUGCGCUGCAGAUGGGACCACCCAGUCGCCUGGGCCUUUUGUUUCCGUCCUUGUCUUUCCUUUUGGGGGAGGAGGGGUGUGGAGACUGCUGGGACCCCUGCUCUGUCCGGGGGGGGGGGCUUCCGCCCACUGCCCUGGUUCUGAGCCACAUUGCCACUGGGGGGUGGCCGCUGCCGGCACUCCCCACCCCCAUCCCCGGUUCUUCUCCACUCUGUGGUGUUGUUCGGGAUGGAUCGAGACAUUCCCUUCCAAUAAAGAGGCGU
Molecule: messenger RNA, 2134 nt
Organism: Gekko japonicus
Lineage: Eukaryota; Metazoa; Chordata; Lepidosauria; Squamata; Gekkonidae
Gene: PRKCSH
Product: protein kinase C substrate 80K-H
Exons: 17
Coding region: 8-1597 (529 amino acids)
Biological process (GO): N-glycan processing; liver development
Cellular component (GO): glucosidase II complex
Molecular function (GO): protein binding; calcium ion binding
Source: RefSeq, a predicted model, not a curated record